UGAUGUCCCCCGCGACGUCGCCGCCGUCCUCGGUGGUGCGGCCGGGCGGAGCGGGCGGCGGUCCGGUGGCGGGCGCGGCGGGCGGAGAGUGGCACCUAGCGUGGACAGCGCAGGUGUACGGCCUCGGCACCAUGUGGGGCGUGCUGGGCGCGCUGUGCCUGCUGGCCGCCGUGUUCGUCGACUCCAGGACGCGCCUCGUGCCCCGCGUCCACUUCACCAUGCUGCUGGCGCUGCUGCUGGCGCUGGCCGCCGCCAACGCCGUCAGCCUCUUCUACGACGUCAUCAACCACGACCAGCUGCUGCAGCAGCAGGAGCGGCAGGAGCGCCAGCACCGGCGCCGGCAGCAGGACGAGCAGGAGGCGGCGGCGGCCGCCCAGGGGCCAGCCGGUGACGCGGCGUCCGCCACCCGGGUGCCUCAGCUCCUCGCCGACCUCACGCUGCCCUUCUUGCCCGCCGCCUUCAGCGUCUUUUUCUUCGUCGUUCUCAGGGUAAACCACGUGCCCUGCGGCAGCUCGGGCGUCCCCCAGACCCCGGCCUUCCUGGUGCUGCUGUUCCUCUUCCUGGCGACCACCAUGUCGCUGGAGGUGGCGGCGUGCGCCAAGGCCGUGGCGGGCGCGGCCGGCUCGACGGCGUGGGGCGGGUCCGGGGUGGGCGGCGGGUGCGGCGGCGGCGGCGGCCUGCGCUCGGCGGCGCGCGGCGUCACGUCCACCGUGGCCGCGCUCCUCGGCCUCGCCUACCUGGUGGUGUACCGGCCGCUGCGGCGCGCCGCCGCCAAGAAGCAGGCCGAGCAGCUGCGCGCCGCCUACACGGCCUUCCGCCGCCUGCCCACGCCCGCCCUCCCCCGCGUCGUCAACGCCCUGCUCGUCUGCGCGCUGCUGCUCGUCUCGCUCGCCGCCAUGGCCACCUACCGACUCAUGGACGCCACGUUCAUCAACAGUAACGCCGACUGGCGCCUGCCACCGUGGUGGUACAUGCGGCUGGCCGAGCACGCGGGGUCGCUGCUGGUCGGCUUCCUGCUGCUCUGGUGCGCGACGCGCGGCCCGUCGCGCAGCUCGGACGAGCGCUCCACCGCGUCGCGCAGCUCGCGCGGCACCCCGGGGGCGCUGUCGCUCGUCUCGUGCACGGGCCGGCGCUUCCUGUUCGACUGCCCCUCGACCGGCAGCGAGGAGAACAAGACGUCCGAGGACAACACGUACCCGGCCGUGUGCGCCUCGAACCACGCCAUCCUCAACUACACGCAGCACACGGGAAACAAGUUGUACGACGACUCGUUCCCGCUGGCCAACCUGCACUCCGGACAGGCGCCCAUCAACGGCUCCGGGGACGACUUCGGCAGCGUGCCCACCAUGCCCAAGCGGACGGCCCGGGCCGCCGGCGCCGGCGCCACCAAGGCGGGCACGCUGCUGCCCUACAACAAGUCCGCGAGGCGCGCGGCCGCCGCGGCCGCCCCGGGACACCACACCCUGGGCCCCGGCGGCCAGCUGUACGACGGCGACCGGGACACGCUGCGGAGGGGGGCACGGACCACCGGGCGCACGCGCAAGCCGCGUCACGCCCGCCACCACCAGGAGGUGUACAGCAACUGUCCGCAGGACGACGAGUACGACUUCGACCAGCGGAUCGACCUGGACGGCAUGGCCGACGAGUUCACCGUGUUCAAGCAGUACGCGAGCACGGGCAGCUCCGAGAGCGCCGACAACUACGACGUGCCCAUCCUGGUGAGCGCGCCCGAGAACAACAAGCGGCACCGGCGGCGGGACCGCGGCGGUGCCUCGGACGGCCCCCACCACGGCGGCCACCAGCACGGCGGCGGCCGGAGGGCGGCCCGCCAGGCCUCGGCGCCCGCGGUCACGGCCCCGGCCGACUCCCUGUCGCCCGCCAGUCCCAGCGACCUGUCGGACUGCGACCGGCUGAGUUCCAACCGGUCGUCGUACGACGAGGCCGGCCCCGUCCGCGGCGGCCACGCCAACCACCACGUGCACCACAACCACCACCGGGGUAAGGUGCUGCUGUACGACGCUUCCGAGGACGACGUGACCCCCGACUCGGCGGUGGUGGCGGACAUCACCACCUCCCCGCGGGGCGGCGGCAGCCACCACAGCCCGCGGGAGAAGCGGGUCGGGGGCGGGAAGCGUCUGGCGCGUCGCCACCAGCCCGUCAGCCAGGAGACGCCGAGCAGUCCGGAGCUGCACGACAACGUGUGGUCGCCGCAGUGAGUCUGUGAUCCGCCCGUAGCGAGGGCGCAAGUGUGUCCUUCCUUGUCCCACGCCCCCACGGCAAGGACACGGCCGCCUGUGCUUGGCCGGCAAGGACUUGAGUGAUGCUGGCCGCGCACGGUGUGGAAGCCGUUUGCCUUAGGUUAUUUGCCUUCUCCUCUGUUGGGGUGCUUUAUUUUUCAGAGUUUUCAGGGUUUGAAUGAUGUGUAAAAAAAUGUCCCCAGCAUUGGACGCCAGGGUGUUUUGUGAGGUUCGUAGAGAGCCUUUCAAACUGUCGUUGUGAAACGUGGACUCUACUUUUGUGCAUCUAAGUGAGACUGUUUUCUAACUGACUCACUGCUCAUUGUGCAAGAAUGAAUUUUCUUGACAACUAACUGCACUAUUCUUAGUGCUAAUCUUGAGUUGAAAGUAAUCGGUACCAAAGUGUUUUCUUCUAUGUAUUAUUCAAUUUAUUAUGUCUCUUGUUAGUUAUUGUUCACUGAUUUUGAAUGUCUAUGUUGAAUGAAUAUCCAUUGAUGGGUGCCAUGUUGUUUUCUUAUGUUUUUCAAGACUGGUUUUAAAACUUCUAUUCUUUCUGUCAAACAAUUUGUAAAAGAAUGUCACGAGUUUUAAGGUAUAGGUAUAUCUGACUGAUGCAAAACCAGUUCUGAUUAGCGCAAUUUGCUCUCUGGAAUUUAAUUACUUAAUGUUGCUUGUUGUCUGUUCAUUAAAGUAAAAUCACAUACCGAAACAUCAGAUUUUUAGCCAAUCAUGGUAAGCUAUAACAAAUAUGGCAAGUUAAAUAUUGUUGGCCUACAGUCCAUAGUGAUGAUGGGAUAGCAUCAGUAAAUGUGUAAUUGAACAUUCCCUCACAGUAUAAUAUAUUUUUUUACAAGAGUCAGAGUUGUAAAACGCAUUAACUCUCUGUGCUGGAUCCUGGACAGCAAAAUUGCAUUUUCCAAAUCUGUUAUAACAUUUUUGCCAAUGGAAUUCUGUUUGGAGAGGAGUGGGCAUUGACUCGAACUUCAUCCAGUGCCAUGCAAACCAUGGAACAAAACUGUUGUAUGCAAUAUCAUUACAAGUGCUAUGAGAACAAAAAAAGCUAUGUUUAUGUGUACCUACAAGUGCACUGUCCCAAAUUUUGUGUCAAAAAAGAUUCCCCACCAAAAACAUUUUUCUAUGUUAAAACAUUGUGAAUUCUGUUGUAAUUUACAAAUUGUGAUAAAAUAAAUGUACAAGAACAAUUAUUA
Molecule: messenger RNA, 3445 nt
Organism: Frankliniella occidentalis (western flower thrips)
Lineage: Eukaryota; Metazoa; Arthropoda; Insecta; Thysanoptera; Thripidae
Exons: 4
Coding region: 3-2216 (737 amino acids)
Source: RefSeq, a predicted model, not a curated record